CCCAAGACGCAUCACUUUUCAAGAACUGGAUCAUGAACAACUUCAUCCUCCUGGAAGAACAGCUAAUCAAGAAAUCCCAACAGAAGAGAAGAACUUCUCCCUCAAAUUUUAAAGUCCGUUUCUUUGUUUUAACCAAAACUAGCCUGGCGUACUUCGAGGAUCGUCAUGGGAAAAAGCGCACUUUGAAGGGCUCCAUUGAACUCUCCCGAAUCAAAUGUGUGGAGAUUGUGAAAAGUGACAUUUGCAUCCCAUGCCACUAUAAAUACCCAUUUCAGGUUGUGCACGACAACUACCUCCUGUAUGUGUUUGCUCCAGACCGAGAGAGCCGGCAGCGCUGGGUGCUGGCCCUUAAAGAAGAAACAAGGGAUAAUAACAGUCUGGUGUCCAAGUAUCACCCUAAUUUCUGGAUGGAUGGGAAGUGGAGGUGCUGUUCUCAGAUGGAGAAGCUUGCAGUAGGGUGUGCUCAUUAUGAUCCGACCAAGAACGCUUCAAAAAAGCCUCUUCCUCCUACUCCUGAAGACAACAGGCGAUCACUUCAGGAUCCUGAAGAGAUCCUGGUCAUUGCCUUGUAUGACUACCAAACCAAUGACCCUCAGGAGCUGGCUCUGCAGCGCAAUGAAGAAUACUUCCUGCUGGACAGUUCUGAGACUCACUGGUGGAGAGUUCAAGACAGGAACGGCCAUGAAGGAUAUGUACCAAGCAGUUAUCUGGUAGAAAAAUCUCCCAAUAACUUGGAAACCUAUGAGUGGUACAAUAAGAGCAUCAGUCGAGACAAAGCUGAAAAACUUCUUUUGGACACUGGCAAAGAGGGAGCCUUCAUGGUUCGAGAUUCCAGGACUCCAGGAACAUACACUGUAUCUGUUUUCACCAAGGCCAUUGUAAGUGAGAACAACCCCUGUAUAAAACAUUAUCAUAUCAAAGAAACAAAUGACAACCCCAAGCGAUACUAUGUGGCUGAAAAGUAUGUGUUUGACUCCAUCCCUCUUCUCAUCAAUUAUCACCAGCACAAUGGAGGAGGCCUGGUCACUCGACUCCGGUAUCCAGUUUGUUCCUGGAGGCAGAAAGCCCCGGUGACUGCAGGGUUAAGAUACGGAAAAUGGGUGAUCCACCCUUCAGAGCUCACUUUCGUGCAGGAGAUUGGCAGUGGGCAAUUUGGCUUGGUCCACCUUGGCUACUGGCUCAACAAGGACAAGGUGGCUAUCAAAACCAUUCAGGAGGGGGCCAUGUCUGAAGAGGACUUCAUCGAGGAGGCUGAAGUCAUGAUGAAACUCUCUCAUCCCAAACUAGUCCAGCUCUAUGGCGUGUGUCUGGAGCAGGCCCCCAUCUGCCUGGUGUUUGAGUUCAUGGAACACGGCUGCCUAUCCGAUUACCUGCGCAACCAGCGGGGGCUCUUUGCAGCAGAGACCCUGCUGGGCAUGUGCCUGGAUGUGUGUGAGGGCAUGGCCUACCUGGAAAACGCAUGCGUCAUCCACAGAGAUCUGGCUGCCCGAAAUUGCUUGGUGGGAGAAAACCAGGUCAUCAAGGUGUCCGACUUUGGGAUGACAAGGUUUGUCCUUGAUGAUCAGUACACUAGUUCCACAGGCACCAAGUUCCCCGUGAAGUGGGCAUCACCAGAAGUGUUCUCCUUCAGUCGCUAUAGCAGCAAGUCGGAUGUGUGGUCUUUCGGUGUGCUGAUGUGGGAAGUCUUCAGCGAGGGCAAAAUCCCGUAUGAAAACCGAAGCAACUCAGAGGUGGUAGAAGACAUCAGUACUGGAUUUCGGUUGUAUAAGCCUCGACUUGCCUCCGCUAACAUCUACCAAAUCAUGAAUCACUGCUGGAAAGAGAGACCAGAAGACCGGCCACCCUUCUCCAGACUAUUUGGACAACUGGCUGAAAUUGCAGAAUCAGGACUUUAGUAGAGACUCACGGCCAUGCCAUGGACUGUGCAUCCUAAAAGGAGGAAGAAUGUCCUCCUUCCAUAGAGCAUUAAAAGCUGCCACCAGCCCAGAACUCCCCAGAGGCAGCCUGGCCUGUGGCACCUGCUCCUGAGCUGGCUUGAAUACAGCAUCCUGACAAAUGGCCAGCAACCCAGCCACAGGCAGGCAUCUCAGCAAUGGGCUGAGGGCCAGGUCAGCACAGCAGUGAUGCCUCUGUGCCCCUCCAUCCUCUUGUCAUACAGAGUGCACAAACUUCCAUCUGACAGCUUUCAGGAAACAUUUCCUGCCCUCAGCAAAAGAGAGAGACAGACGAAGGACCUGGGGUUCUUUUUUUUAUUAUUGUUUUAAGCAUGGAUCUCAAGUUUAUGGCGCAAGAGACUUUUUAUUUGACCUGUAAUAUCCCAGUAUAUGAGGGCCAGGAGAAUGAGAAGCACGGCCCUUUUUCUAAGAAAACCAGUGAGUUGAUUAAGGCCAGGAAGAAUGUUCUAUAGCUGUAACUUUGUCAGCCACAGCUUCCUGCCACUAAUGAACUAAAGCAGCUUCUCACACCAAAGGCCGGAUAUCCUGAGAAGCAGAUUUCUGAGGUUUCUCAGAGCCCAUUGCCGUCUCUCUCCAUAAUGGAGCAUGCUAGUUCCUUUGGAUGGACUGGGGUGAGCCAUUAGCAUGCCUUAGUUGGAUCAUUCAUUAGGUAGUUGAUGUCCAGACAAGAAUGGGAAGGCUUCCAAGAGUGGGAAACCAACAAGUACCAAGACUGGUUUUAAAUUCUUACUACUCCAAAGCUCCCAUUUUAUACCACACCACACAAGUGACUGUGCCUCCUCAUCUAUGCAGAAUGUGCAGGAAAUAGCUACUUUGAACACUCAUCUUUCAAGCCUUUGGCAAAUCAGCCCCUUGUCUGCACUAUCCCAUCAAUAUCAACAGAGGGCAGCAUUGUGCUAGUCAUCUUGGCCUGGCAGAGAAAUUGAAGGUUAUUUAGUCCCUCAGGGUUAGCAACUUUAAGAUUGAGACUUCAAGGCUCCCAAAUUUCCAGGAGAAGAAUAAGGAGUUUGUCCUUGCUUAGACUGUCUGGAUGGAAACUGAGUCAAGGACUUACCGGGCUACUUGCAAGAUGUACAAGGACGUCUGCUGUUGAGCACUUGCAGAAGCAAAGUGAAUAUAUGCUAAGCACAAGCCAUUCCUCAAGAAUAUCAAUUCACUGCGUUUUCAUAGCAACCCCUUGAGAGAGUAGUAUUAUUCUCAUUUUGCAGAUUAUGAGACUGAGCCCUUAACAAGCCAGGACAUCUGCCCAAAGUGACAGAACUGGGGCAUACAGAGCUGGGAUUCUGGUCCAAAUCUUUCUUUCUGGAGUGCAGAUUUUUAAAUUCUUAUUAAACACUGCCUCCUACUGAGAAAGAAGAGAAUUGCAAAGGAGAUCCAUACCGAGGGGAAAGACAUUGACAGCCAAGACAAAUCAAUAUUUGGGCUGGGGAUUUAGCUCAGUGGCGCUGCGCCUGCCUGGCAAGUGAAAGAUUUUGAAUUUGAUCCCCGGUACAGGAAAAUAAAAAAAAAAGACAAAUCAAUAUAACAUCAUCAGUGAGUAAUGUCACUUCUGCAUAGACCAUGAAGGUGAACAGAAUAGGACCUCCACUUUCUUCAUCUUCAUCCUCACCUUAUCAUAAUUAAUGACUUUGGAGCUAUUCAGUUAAUUAACUUUAAUUCUCCCAACUCACCAGUCAGUUUGAAUAAAGCCAUUUAUAGAUGAGCUUUAAAGCAGCUUUAAAAGAUUCUGCUGCAGAAGUAUACAUGCAUGCUCUAAUUAUCAUUCUAACUCUGAGUGUUGUCUUCUUUCAUACUUCAUGGGGAGGGGACUUGAUUUUCCUUUAGUGUUCAGAUAAAGCUCUUAGAGAAAUUAUCAGAUAGUGUUGCAAUGAGCUAUUUCUAAAUCCUGUGAUAUUUUGACCAGCUUGCAAUAUAGAAGUAUAACAUGUAACUGUAAUUAUUGUGAAACAGAGAGCCUUACAUAAAACAUCAUCCUGAAGAUGCUUUUACUCAACUUAUCCACAAUCAUCCUUGUUUACUUUUCCUCAUUUUGUGCAUUCUCUUUUGGAACCCUUCACUGGAGAUGAUUUCAGCCUAGAAGAAAAACAUCACAGUUGACUGAUCUCUGUGGUUUGGUUUAGAAAAAUUUCCCCAGUAUGAUACUAUCUUUUUAAAGUUCAGAUUCACGGGCCUUUAACCGAACAUGUGUUAAUUGCUCAUGCCCAGUGUUUGGUGUCACAAAAUGGGCUUCCUGCCUGAUGUUUUUCCCUCUCACAUUUUGAAAAUGGUGCCCUUUUCAAAGAGAAUUCCUCUAUGCAAAGUUUUGGUUGUAGUUGCAUUUUGUAGAUCUUGUGUUUUGUACCUUUUGUGACUAUGUAUUUAUACUUCGGUCAGAUGACUAUUUAUUAGUAUACAAUCACUGCUACUGUUCAAAAUAAAAAGGUUACAAGUAUCUUUUAUCCUUUGUAGAGUUUGGGAAGUCAAAAAUUGCAUAUGGCAAAUA
Messenger RNA from Heterocephalus glaber (naked mole-rat), 4437 nucleotides. It is a transcript of the gene Itk, whose product is annotated as IL2 inducible T cell kinase. The record is from RefSeq and is a predicted model, not a curated record. Gene Ontology annotation, molecular function: protein binding; non-membrane spanning protein tyrosine kinase activity; ATP binding. Gene Ontology annotation, biological process: intracellular signal transduction; protein phosphorylation. NCBI's taxonomy places the organism in Eukaryota, Metazoa, Chordata, Mammalia, Rodentia, Bathyergidae.